AUGUCAGGUACAUUAGAGAAUGUUCCACGAUGUGAAAGACUUUGUCAGUAUUAUGGUUGCAAAGUAUGUCCGGAAGGAGUGAUUUUGUAUCGGUGUCAAGGAACCCCAUGUCGAGGACAUCAGUUUGAAGGAGCAGUAUGCAGAAACAACUAUUGUGGUGGUGCAUGUAGUCGUCUAUGGUAUGAAAACGGAAUGGACGUCACGAAACGGUGUGAAUUCCAUUGUCCAGGUAGCAAUGAUUGUUUACCAGGAGUAUUUCCAGUGCCAUGUAAGAGAAAUCCAUGUGAAGGACAAAGCUGUACAGGCCAUCCAAACGCCAAAUGUUGUCCGGUAUAUUGUGGAGGAUGCCAUGCCUUGUGGUAUGUGAAUGGUGAGAAAGUCACAUGCCAAAAAUAAAGAAGAGAAUGAAUUGUCUAUCAAUAAAACAC
Mytilus trossulus (common blue mussel) is the source of this 428-nucleotide messenger RNA. RefSeq lists its product as uncharacterized. The coding region runs from base 1 to 396 and encodes 131 amino acids. NCBI's taxonomy places the organism in Eukaryota, Metazoa, Mollusca, Bivalvia, Mytilida, Mytilidae. The record is from RefSeq and is a predicted model, not a curated record. The transcript has 6 exons.